CUCUCGGCCCUGCCAGGCGCUGGGUGAGGCGGAAUCAUGGCAAGUCCAAGAACAAGGAAAGUCCUCAAGGAAGUCAGAGCACAAGAUGAGAACAAUGUCUGUUUUGAAUGUGGUGCAUUUAACCCCCAGUGGGUGAGUGUCACCUAUGGAAUUUGGAUCUGUCUGGAGUGCUCAGGAAAACACCGAGGCUUGGGAGUUCACCUCAGUUUUGUGCGUUCUGUAACCAUGGACAAGUGGAAGGAUAUUGAACUGGAGAAAAUGAAGGCUGGAGGUAACAGCAAAUUCCGACAGUUCUUGGAAUCUCAAGAUGAUUAUGAUCCAUGCUGGACAAUGCAAGAAAAGUACAACAGCAAAGCUGCAGCUCUGUUUAGAGACCAGGUAGCUACAAUAGCUGAAGGCAAGGAGUGGUCCAUUGAAACUUCUCCUGCCAGGAACUGGACCCCACCUCAGCCUAAAAUGUCUCUGUCUUCUGCUCACCGUUCUGCUGGACAAUCUCAGACUGCAGCUGCCUCUUCUGACAAGGCUUUUGAAGACUGGUUAAAUGAUGAUGUCAGCUCCUACCAAGGUGGCCAAGAGAAUCGCUAUGUGGGGUUUGGGAACACUGUAAACCCUCCCAAAAAAGAGGAUGACUUUCUGAAUAAUGCCAUGUCCUCAUUGUACUCGGGAUGGAGCAGUUUCACAACUGGAGCAAGCAAAAUUGCCUCAGCUGCUAAAGAGGGUGCUACCAGAUUUGGAUCUCAAGCAAGCCAAAAGUUUUGGGGCUACAAGCAGCAGCCAGAGCCGGCAUCAGAGUUAGGUCAGACAUUAAAUGAAAAUGUUCUCAAACCUGCACAGGAAAAGGUGAAAGAGGGGAAAAUAUUUGAGGAGGUCACCACGGGGGUAUCACAGUUGGCCAGCAAGGGAGUUGGGAGUAAAGGAUGGAGAGAUGUCACCACUUUCUUUUCAGGCAAACCAGAUGAUAAUUCUGACAGACCAGCUGAGGGAGACAGCUACCAGAACAGUGGAGGGGAGGGCUACCAGAACAAUGCUGUAGAUCAAAGCUUCUGGGAGACCUUUGGCAACUCAGACACACCCAAAGCUCACAAAUCUCCAAGCAGUGAGAGCUGGACCUAUGUGGACAAUUCCACAGAGAAGAAGAGCUCGGAUAGCUGGGACGUGUGGGGCUCAGGAACAGUCUCCAACAAGAACAGUAACAGCGACAGCUGGGAGAACUGGGAGACCAACUGGGAGAACACAGGAGGGGAGAGCAAGACCAGAAAACCUCCUAAGGCAACAAAAAAUGCAUGGGAUGACUUUUAGAACUCUGCUCUGCACAGCUGGGAAAGGGAGGCUGUGUUGGCUGAUGGAGGGGAGGAAGUUUUACACACACCUGGAGUAUCUUGGCUGACCUUUCUGAUCUGUUUGUGCUUCCCAUUCAUUCUCCUUCCUUCUACCCUGGUAUAGGGGAAAAAAAAGUAGCAUCUGAAUCUUUUCUUACAUAAAGGUGGCUCUCCCUUUUUAAGGAUAAUGAUAAUUAUAUUCUCCUUGCACUAUUGGAGCUGGCUUCAGCAACUUUCUUAACACAAAUGUUAAAAGAAAUCAGUGCAAGGACACUUCCAUGGCACAACCUUGCAUGUGUAGGUUAAUAGGUGUUCAUCCAGUCCUCAUCUAAUUUGAGAUUUGGGUGUUUAAU
Molecule: messenger RNA, 1672 nt
Organism: Cinclus cinclus
Lineage: Eukaryota; Metazoa; Chordata; Aves; Passeriformes; Cinclidae
Gene: ARFGAP1
Product: ADP ribosylation factor GTPase activating protein 1
Exons: 14
Coding region: 37-1299 (420 amino acids)
Biological process (GO): regulation of ARF protein signal transduction; regulation of endocytosis
Cellular component (GO): Golgi membrane
Molecular function (GO): GTPase activator activity
Source: RefSeq, a predicted model, not a curated record